UAUGAUACGAAAGUUGAAUGCCCUUCCGGGCUUUGAUACUAGAACUGGUACUUACAUCAAAGUGUCAAUAGCACAAUCAUUACAAGAAAUUAGUGGCGAUUAUAAAGCUAAAGAAAAGUGUAAAAUGGAAUAUUCUCAAUUUCUACCUAAAUUUAACGAUGAUUUUACUAUUGGAGAGUUUAUUAAAAUUCAAGGAUCACUGUUUAAAAUGGAUAGUAAGACCGCUUUAGUUUGCGCUAAGAAUAUCCGUAAAAUAUCUGAAAAGGAGGUAGAGCAACAUUUAAGAAUUGCAGAGAAACUAAAAAUAGAUGUUUAUGAUAAGGAUUUUAUUUUAAGAGAAGAACUUGAUGCGUUUAAUAAUUUAGAGGGGCUAUUUAAAUUUCACUUUGGAUCGAAAAUAUUAAAAUUCAUUGAAGAAGAGAUUACGUCCUUUAAGACAUUUGAUGAUGAACUAAUUAUUGGAAAUUUACUUUGUAAGGAUACAAAAAAUCGUGCUGUAGAAUACAUUCAAUCCGAAAGACAAUCAUUUCGUGUUUAUAACUCUGGAAACAAUAAUAAAGAUGAUAAUGAUAGAGUUACAGAGCUAUUUAAAGAAAUCAUUCAAGAUGCUUUAAAACAUCUGCUGGAGGAAGGAAAAUUGUAUAAAAUUUCCGAUUCGGAAUUUCUUACUACUAAAAACGAUAAAGUCCUUUAUAAGCAAAUAAUCGACUGUCUACCUGCUAGUAAUAGUAAGGAGGGGAUUCAUUGGAAAUCUAUAAUGGCAAAAAUAAAAAAUUACAAUUUCUACAUUACUAAACAAGCUCUACUAUAUGCUUUAGACGACCUUGUACAAUCUGCAACGAUAUUUCCAUGUACAAACCACAAGUACAAGUUGGUCUAA
Molecule: messenger RNA, 880 nt
Organism: Dimorphilus gyrociliatus
Lineage: Eukaryota; Metazoa; Annelida; Polychaeta; Dinophilidae
Source: the annotation of a GenBank genome assembly